AUGUCAUCUCAAGGCCAACAACCGAGUUCCCUAGCACCAAUUAUCCAGCCAAAGCAAUCUCCGAACCCAAACAUCUCUUCCCCAGCGUCCCUCCUCUGGGCCCAUCAGCUUCACCGUGAACAAAACGCACUCUCCACCCAGAUAUUAGAACUAGAAUCAUCACUGAAGUCUUCCAUCGCGGCAAUUAAUGACUCUCUUCUGGCUAAAUUAGACGCGUUCACAGGGCAAAUUGACCAUCUCAAGAGCGAGGUUGAGCAAUUGAGACGUGAUAGAGCUGCAGAGGCCGAAAAGGUGGUGAGGUCAGUUGAGGAUAAGCUGAGUGAAAGACUCGGUAUUAUUGACGAGAGAUUGAGCACCGCUUUCGCUAGAGACUAUGAGAUGACGAGUGAGAUGGUUCGGGAGGAAAUUGGGAGGAUUAGGGAUGAGAUUGUUGAAGCUUUCAAGGUAGCUGUUGCUGAAUCAAGACAGCAGCAGCAGCAGCAGGUUGAUACCCUACAACCGAGACAGAGAGCAUUGUCACUGGUUUUACAGGAUGAAGCAUGCCUAAAUCCUGAAAUUGAGCAGUCUACAUUGGUAGAGCCAAACCCUCUGCCCCAGCGUGAAACACAACCGGUCAUUGUUUGGCAGGACAAUGUACAGCCAUUAUCAACUCUCCACUGUACCUCAAUAGAAGAACCACUGGCGCAGCCCAGGAACGCAGUGAAUACCGGUAUUGACACAAGAGGUACUGACCGCCCAGUACACACAAGAGCCAAUGGUACCCGCCUGGACCCUCCUGAGUUAAUUAUGCAGGGGCCGAUUCUGCUAUCGGACUUUCUUGAGCUGGGCCCGGCAUAUAUAACCCUGGGGUAUGAUGAGAGUCAGGUAGCAAUGGCUCUGUGGAAAGGGUUAAACGAUCCGCUCCUGCGAAGGCUGGUGGCCAAAGAAAUGCCUGAAAAGUACGACCGUUGGACAUGCACCAAGUUCGGGGAAGUGGUCAGACGACUGAACAGUCACAAAGAAGGUAUAGAUACAGAAGCAGAAAUGAAAGCGGUAAAGCCAACGGAGGGAACGAAGAAAAAGAGACGGCGAGUAAUUUCGGUCGUUUGGCCGACAGAUGAAGAAAGCGGUUAG
Molecule: messenger RNA, 1113 nt
Organism: Trichophyton benhamiae CBS 112371
Lineage: Eukaryota; Fungi; Ascomycota; Eurotiomycetes; Onygenales; Arthrodermataceae
Exons: 2
Coding region: 1-1113 (370 amino acids)
Source: RefSeq, a predicted model, not a curated record